Messenger RNA from Malus domestica (apple), 1798 nucleotides. RefSeq lists its product as uncharacterized. Lineage: Eukaryota; Viridiplantae; Streptophyta; Magnoliopsida; Rosales; Rosaceae. The record is from RefSeq and is a predicted model, not a curated record.
CUCCAUAUCAUACAAAACGGGGCCCCAAGAAAAAGAUAAAAAGUGACCAGAAAUGCUCUGUUUAUCAACAACGAGAAGGAUACGAAGGUAGAACAUCGGAGUAGUGAAGGAAUUCGGCACCCAGUCACAUGAAAGUUGUAACAAAAUGCAGCGUCUCAAAGUAAAGGCCAUGCUUUCUCCCACCUUCCAAGCCUCCUCCUUUUCUUCUUCUUCUUCUUCUUGCUUGCAAUACUCACCUUGGUCCGGCCUGCAAACCUGGAGAGAGUGCCCGCUCAAUGAGAACCGUUGGUGGGGUACCAAGGGCCCACAGCCUCAGCCGCUACAGUCACAGCCCUCCUCCAUUGACAAGCAUUACAGUCAAAUGGUGUCGUCAGCUUCCUCCCUCGCAGAGCUCGGCGCUCUGGUUCUUUCUACCAGCGACCCCCUCGCCAAGUCAAGGAUUUCCCACCUCGCUUAUUCCAGGUGGCGCCAUGACCGCCUACCGCUCGGUGCAUCUGAUCCCCCUCCUCCGCCUGCUCGCCCCUUCAAACCCCAACUGGUUUCUCCUAAAGAAAUUCCAGCUCCCAAGAACUCGGGUUUGCCUCUUAAUGCUUAUAUGCUUCAUAAUCUUGCUCACGUUGAGCUCAAUGCAAUUGAUUUGGCGUGGGAUACUGUUGUUCGUUUUUCACCUUUUAGUGAGACUCUAGGGGAGGGUCUUUUUGCCGACUUUGCUCAUGUCGCUGACGAUGAGAGUCACCAUUUUGCUUGGUGUUCUCAGAGGCUUGCUGAACUUGGUUUCAAUUACGGAGAUAUGCCUGCUCAUAAUCUGCUUUGGAGGGAGUGUGAGAAAUCAUCUGACAAUGUUGCUGCACGUUUGGCAGUGAUCCCCUUAGUCCAGGAAGCUAGAGGACUAGAUGCUGGACCUCGACUUGUACAAAAAUUGGUUGGUUUUGGAGAUCUUCGGACAUCUAACAUUGUUGCUAGAAUCGCUGAUGAAGAAGUUGCACAUGUAGCUGUUGGUGUCCACUGGUUUGUCGAUGUCUGUCAAAAAAUGGGUUGUGCCCCAUCUUCCGCAUUUAAAGACUUGUUGAAAGAGUAUAAUGUGGAGUUGAGAGGGCCCUUCAAUUAUUCAGCUCGUGAUGAAGCUGGCAUUCCUCGUGAUUGGUACGACUUAUGCGCAAAUAACCCGCAUAAGGAUAAGAAAACGGAUAAAAGUGAGAAGCUUUCUGAGGUCUAUGAAAGGCUUGCUUCCAUAAUUUCCAUGGAGAGUGAGAACUCAAGUUUGAACAAGCCUGAGUAGUUUUGCAGCAACUAAUGCUUUCCUCAUACGUGGAUACGCGCGUACUUGGAGUUUUUAUCUGUUCCCCCUUGCUUCGAUGUCUUUCUGUCGUUGUUCAAACGCGAAAUUCAGGUAGAAAAGCAGUUAUCGAUUUCUUCCUGUAAAUGUAUAAGUUGCUUGAGCUCACAAGUUUAUAUAUAAAGAUUGUAGAAGCUCUUUCUCUCCUUUUCCUUUUUUUUAGCAUCCAAUUCCAGACAGAUGCAUGAAUGAGAGUCGGAAUUAGUAUUUGGAUGUGGUGGAAUUGCAUCAUAGCACAUGCUUCACACGGCCAUUGUAGUAGGACUAGGUUCUCCUUUUGCAAAUAUUAUUUGUAAAUAAGAGAUUUCUAUGGUGCUCCACACAUUUUAACCAUUAGAUCUUUGGUUAAAAAUACAAAACCAAGAGUUAACGGUUGGAGCAUCUCCAAAUGAGAUGUCAAAAUCCUAAGUGGAAUGCCACUAUGCAUAUUUGACAUAAAAAAUAUUUCCAACCGAAGUGUUA